AUGCGGCGUGUAUCUGUAGGGCUUCGCCUGUGUCUUCUCCUCUUCCUCCUCCUCUUCCGACCUCCGACCUCCGCUGACCUGGAGGAGGUGGGUAAAGUGGCGGUGGAGGUCAUCGUCGACAGCUCCCCCUGCAGCACCACCUGCGGGCUGGGGGUUAAAACGCAAACCCUGUGUUUCCUGAAAGACGGCAAGACAGCGAUGGAAGAAGGCGUGAGGAGCACAGGCGGGACAGAGGUGUCGGAGGAGUGUCGAGUUCGCAGGGUCAAGUGUCUGGAGUCGUGGCAGUGUGGCCUCAGGACGAUGACUGUGACUGCAGGACAGAGAGUGGAGAUCGACUGUCUGGGAGAGGUCAUGGAGGCGACGGGGAGGUUCUCCUGGAGGGUGUUGUGGCGUUACGCCCGAGGAAUCAUCAGCUCGGACGACUCUCUGUUUGCUCGCUGGGAAGCUCCUCAGCUGGACCGAGUGAUUCUGGACCCCGUCGGAGAGGAGGACGCAGGCACCUAUCGCUGCGACGUGCAGGAUGGCAGCUUCCGCAGGAUGAAGAGGGUCUACUGGGGGAUCCGGGUUUUACCUGUCGGGGUUCUCGAUCUGGACUACGAAAGCUCGCUGGCCCGGUGGGAGUCGAGUGGAAACCGGCAGAACCAGACUGUGUCAGACCAGCAUGACCACAGGACGACCCUACUCUACACAGUGCUGAUCUCCUUGAGCCUCGCAGGUGCUGGGUCUGGACUGAUACUGGGCCUCUGCAGGACAGCGAAGAGGGGAGAGUGGGGGUGUUCCGACAGAUGCAGCUGUUUUUUCCAUGGGAAUUGA
This is a messenger RNA of Xiphias gladius (swordfish), 813 nucleotides long. RefSeq names its product transmembrane protein 81 (gene tmem81). The transcript is spliced from 5 exons. The record is from RefSeq and is a predicted model, not a curated record. The coding region runs from base 1 to 813 and encodes 270 amino acids. Lineage: Eukaryota; Metazoa; Chordata; Actinopteri; Istiophoriformes; Xiphiidae.